This is a messenger RNA of Phlebotomus papatasi, 1281 nucleotides long. Its product is annotated as beta-1,3-galactosyltransferase 5-like. NCBI's taxonomy places the organism in Eukaryota, Metazoa, Arthropoda, Insecta, Diptera, Psychodidae. The record is from RefSeq and is a predicted model, not a curated record. Bases 258 to 1232 code for a protein of 324 amino acids. The transcript has a single exon. Gene Ontology annotation, molecular function: hexosyltransferase activity. Gene Ontology annotation, cellular component: membrane.
UGAGGGAUAACCAUCGAAAUAAUCAAGAAUCACAAAUAGAACUGAUAAGAAUUUUCAAAUAGCUUUUCCCCUUGUUCCUUUUUUUAUGGUUAAUUGGUAAUACUCAUGCCAAAGAUAGUCAGUUGAAAAUCAGGUGUUUAAUUGAACUUACGUUAUACUGAAUGUUCUGUUAGGGAAGAAAUAAUAAGGACUGAAUUUUAAGUAAAGAGGAUGUUUCUGGAAUUUAUCAGUAAUUAAGUGACGAUAGAGGUUUUACCAUGACAGUACAACGUCGAUUUUGGAUAUUCUGUGUGCUGAUUUUUAUCAUAUACACAUUCGUUGUUUGGACUAUUGGAAAAUAUCAUAGUUACACGGUGGACAUUGUUCGGAAAGUCUUUUUGGAUAUUGAAUCUCCAGCUCCUGAUCGAAGAUUUUUAAUUGAUCUCCGAGAUUUCGAUUACAUCAUUAAUCAGAAAUCUUGUCGGCAGUUGAAAAUGCAGCCCAAGUUCAUCAUUCUCAUACACAGUGCUCCGAGAAAGAGAGAAAACCGGGAUAACAUCCGACAGACUUGGGGAGGAUGGAAACUCGAUCACAGAGUCCUCUUCCUCCUUGGAACUGUGGACUCUGAGGAUCUUCAGAACGAGAUUCAGAGUGAAAGUGACUUUUUUGGGGAUAUCGUUCAGGGAAACUUUGUGGAUUCUUACAAAAAUCUAUCCUAUAAGCACAUUAUGGCUAUGAAAUGGGCCACAGAAUUCUGCCCGGAAACUCAAUUUAUCUUUAAAUCUGACGAUGAUAUUUUCGUGAAUACACCACUUAUGUCCAAACAUAUUCAGAAAAUGGAAAAUAAAAGCAAUUUUAUAUUUUGUGCGAUUAGUUGGAGGCCACAUGUUAUUCGUGAUAAAAGGUCCAAGUGGUACGUUUCACCUGACAUAUACCCUAAUGAGACUUAUCCGGUCUAUUGUCCAGGAUAUGGAGUUCUACUGACCACAGAUGUUGCACAGAAACUCCACAAAGCUGCAGAAACGACACCCUUCUUUUGGGUGGAUGAUGUCUACGUCCUUGGAAUACUCAGGGAGAAGAUUAAUGUUACAAUAACUAAUGUUGGUAAUAUGCAUAUGGGUUCACAAAUUGCUAAAGAAAUUAUCUCCAAUAAGAGAAGUAUCACAGAAGUUGGUCAAUAUAUUUUUAGUUUUGUCCUGAGUAAUAAUCACAUAAAACAACUCUGGGAUUUUGUGAAAACUUCUCUGAAGUAAGGUUAUUACAAUUUUGAUACAGUAAUAAAUUAUUAUUUUAAGAGAUAUA